Molecule: messenger RNA, 3982 nt
Organism: Vidua chalybeata
Lineage: Eukaryota; Metazoa; Chordata; Aves; Passeriformes; Viduidae
Gene: ADCK5
Product: aarF domain containing kinase 5
Exons: 14
Coding region: 311-1870 (519 amino acids)
Source: RefSeq, a predicted model, not a curated record
GCUGCUGCCCCUCCCCCACCCGCGGGCCCGGAGCGGCCCCGGAGCGACCCCGCGGUCCCCGGUGGCCCCGCGGCGGCGCUCGGUGGCCCUCAGGGUGGCCACGGUGGCCCUGGGGGGGUCGGUGGUGGCCCUGGGCUGCGGGGCGCUGGCCCAGCCCCCCCGGCGGCGCCGGGCGCGGCUCCUGCUCGAGGGCGUGGCCAGGUUCUGCAGGUCGCUCUCGGUGGGGCUCCGCAUCUCCCUCGAUUAUUGGUGGACGACCAACGUGGAGCUGCGGGGCCUGGAGCAGGACAGCCCGGUUUACCUGUCGGCCAUGUCGUGCUGCCACCGCCGCGCCGGGCAGCGCCUCCUGCAGGGGGCGCUCUCCAACGGCGGCCUCUACGUGAAGCUGGGCCAGGGGCUGUGCGCCAUGGACCACCUGCUGCCACCAGAGGUGACAGCGACACUGCGGCCGCUCGAGGACAGCGCCAGCCCCCGCGGACACCGCGAGGUGGACGAGCUGUUCCUGGAGGAUUUCCAGACCACCCCUUCCGGAAUGUUCCGCGAUUUCGACUACGAGCCCGUGGCUGCCGCCAGCCUGGCCCAGGUGCACCGAGCCACCCUCCCCGACGGGACCCCCGUGGCUGUCAAGGUGCAGUACCUGGACCUGCGCGAUCGCUUCGAGGGCGACAUGAGGACCCUGGAGCUGCUGCUGCGCCUGGUGGAGUUCAUGCACCCCGACUUCGCCCUGGGCUGGGUGCUGCAGGAGCUGAAGGGGACGCUGGCGCUGGAGCUGGAUUUCGAGAACGAGGCGCGGAACUCGGAGCGCUGCGGGCGGGACCUGGGACACCUGCGGGGGGUGACGGUGCCACGCGUGCACUGGGGACACUGCAGCAAGCGGGUGCUGACGGCCGAUUUCUGCGAGGGCUGUAAGAUCACCAACCUCGAGGGGAUCCGGGCGCUGGGCCUGGGGCUGCGAGACACCGCAGAGAAGCUGAUCCAGGUGUUCGCCGAGCAGAUUUUCUACACCGGGUUCAUCCACGCGGAUCCGCACCCCGGGAACGUGCUGGUGCGGCGCGGCCCCGACGGGCGGGCGCAGCUGGUGCUGCUGGACCACGGCCUGUACGAGAGCCUGAGCGAGAGGGACCGGCUGGCGCUGUGCGGGCUCUGGAGAGCGAUCGUGCUGCGGGACCGCGACGGCAUGAGGGAGCGGGCGGCCGAACUGGGGGUGCAGGACUACUUCCUGUUCUCCGAGAUGCUGAUGCAGCGCCCCCUGGGCCGCCACUCGCGGCUGCUGGGCGCACCUGAGGCACACCUGGGCGCACCUGAGGCUCACCUGGGCGCACCUGAAGCACACCUGGACCAGCAGGGAGCUCACCUGGGCCAGCAGGGAGCUCACCUGGAGUCUCAAGGAGCUCACCUGGAGUCCCAAGGAGCUCACCUGGAGCCGCGAGGAGCUCACCUGGGCCUGCGGGGAGCUCACCUGGGCGCACCUGAGGGUCACCUGAGCGCGGAGGAGCGGGGCUACAUGCAGAGCAUGGCGGCGCGGCGCUUCCCGCAGGUGCUGCAGGUGCUGCGGGCGCUGCCCCGCCCCAUGCUGCUCGUGUUCCGCAACAUCAACACGGUCAGGAGUGUCCACGGGGCGCUGGGCGCACCUGCGGACAGGUACGGCAUCAUGGCCCGCAGCGCCGUGCGCAGCUGGAGCCGCCUGAGGGGGGGUCCCGGGGGGUCCCUGCGGCAGCGGCUGCACCUGGGCUGGGAGAGCCUCAAGUUCGAGCUGGCCCUCAGGUUGGAGUGGCUCCGGUUCCGCCUGGCGGCGGCGGCGCUGCGGCUGCUGAGCCGCUGGGGGGCGCUGCCGCUCGGGGAGCACCUGCAGCAGGUGCUGCGCGCCUGAGGGGGGCGCCACGCGGCCAGAGCCGCCCAAAAACCCCGGAACGCCCCCAAAAUCCGGCCGGGAACACCUGGAAUAACCCAAAAUCCAGCCGGGAACACCUGGAAUAACCCAAAAUCCGGCCGGGAACACCUGGAACAGCCAAAAUCCGGCUGGGAACACCUGAAAUACCCAAAAUCCGGCUGGGAACACCUGAAAUACCCCAAAAUCCGGCUGGGAACACCUGAAACAGCCAAAAUCCGGCUGGGAACACCUGAAACAGCCAAAAUCGGCUGGGAACACCUGAAAUACCCAAAAUCCGGCUGGGAACACCUGAAAAUAACCCAAAAUCGGCUGGGAACACCUGAAACAGCCAAAAACCGGCUGGAACACCUGAAACAGCCAAAAUCCGGCUGGGAACACCUGAAAUACCCAAAAUCCGGCUGGGAACACCUGGAAUAUCCAAAAUCCGGCUGGGAUAACCUGGAAUAACCCAAAAUCCGGCUGGGAACACCUGGAAUAUCCAAAAUCCGGCUGGGAACACCUGGAAUACCCAAAAUCCGGCCGGGAACACCUGGAACAGCCAAAAUCCGGCUGGGAACAGCUGAAAUAGCCCAAAAUCGGGCUGGGAACACCUGAAACACCCUAAAAACCGGCCGGGAACACCUGAAAAUCGGUUAGAAACACCUGAGAACGUCUGAAAAAUGACCGGAAACUCCCAAAAUCAUCCAAAAAUACCCCAAAAUUGGCCGGGAACACCUGAGAGCAUCUGAAAAACGACCAGAAACACCCAAGAACCACCCAAAAAUACCCCAAAAAUGGGCCGGGAACACCUGAAAUACCCCAAAAAUCGGCUGGGAACACCCAAAAAUACCCCAAAUAUCAGCUGGAAAAAACCAAAAGUCACUGGAGAACAUCUGGAAAACACCUGAAAAACAGCUGGAAACACCUGAAAUACCAUAAAAUACCCCGAAACGCAGCCGGGAAAAAAAAUUACCUGGAAGACACCCAGGAAACACCUGAAGACCAGGUGGAAACACCCAAAAAUACCCCCAAAAAACAGCUGGGAACACAAAAAACACCCCAAAAAUUCUGAGAAACAGCCAAAAACAGCCGGAAAGGUCCCAAAAAAACAGCAGGAAACACAAAAAAAAAGACCCAAAACCACCUGAAAAACAGCCAGAAACACCCCAAAUUCCCCCCAAAACAGCUGGAAAUUCUAAAAAACACCUGGAAAACAGCUGGGAAUGCCAAAAUAGCAAAAAAAUACCCCAAAAUCAGCCAGAAACAUAAAAAAAGAAACACCUAAAAUACCUGAAAAAUGGCAAAAAAAGCAGCUGGAAACACAGAAAAAUACCCCAAAAUCAGCCCAAAACACAAAAAAAAACCACCUGAAAAUACCUGAAAACAGCGAAAAAACAGCUGGAAACACCCAAAAUACAAAAAAAGCCCCGGAAAUCCAGCUGAAAACACCAAAAAAAAAAUCUGAAAAUCUCCCCAAAAAAUACCUGAAAAAAAAAAAGAAACGGAAGAGCAGGAAACGCCCAAAAACCCCAAAAAAUUCCCGAAAGCAGGUGAAGAACAGCCGGAAAAAGAACCCCCCAAAAAUUGCUGGAAAACACCCCAAAAAAAAUUUUAGGGGAACGACGGAACUUCAAUUAAAAAUAUACAAAAAAGAAAAAAAAAAUCCUGAAAAGCACCCCAAAAAAUCUCCCCCAAAAAUACCAAAAAUCCCAAAACCCCCUCCCCAAAAUUCACUGUGAAUUCUCCAAAGCCACUGUGAACCCCAAAAAUCCCCCAAAUUCCCCCAAAACUCCCCAAAUUUCCCCCCAAAUUUCCCCAAAAUCCCCCCAAAUUUCCCCAAAUUCCUGCCAAAAUUUCUCCCAAAUUCCCCCAAAAUUCCCCCACAAUCCGCCCCAAAAUUCCCCCAAAAAAUCCCCCAAAUUCCCCAAAAUUUCCCCAAAAUUCCUCCAAAUUCCCCCAAAAUCCCCCCAAAAAUCCCCCCAAAAUUCCCCCAAAUUCUCCCCAAGUUCCCCCAAAAUUCCCCCCAAAUUCCGGCCAAAAUUCCCCCCAAAAUUCCCCCAAAUUUUCCCCAAAAUCUCCCCAAAAUCCCCCAAAUAAACCCCAAAACCCGGA